CUCUGCACCGGGUCCGUGUGCCACCUUUUCCCUGCUUGGGCGCCGCGGCGCGAGCGCUUCCCUUCCCCCUGCGAGCGCGCGGAUAAUGUCUGAGAAUGUCCAUUUCUGGGACGCUUAGCAGCUAUUAUGUCGACUCGAUCAUAAGUCACGAGAGCGAGGACGCGCCUCCAGCCAAGUUUCCUUCGGGCCAGUACGCGAACCCGCGGCAGCCGGGCCACGCCGAGCACCUGGACUUCCCCUCGUGCAGCUUCCAGCCCAAAGCUCCGGUGUUCGGCGCCUCCUGGGCGCCGCUGAGCCCGCACGCCUCGGGGAGCCUGCCGUCCGUCUACCACCCCUACCUGCAGCCCCAGGGCGCGCCGGCGGCCGAGAGCAGGUACCUCCGCACCUGGUUAGAGCCGGCGCCGCGCGCCGAGGCCGCCCCAGGGCAGGGCCAGGCGGCCGUGAAGGCGGAGCCGCUGCUGGGCGCGCCGGGGGAGCUGCUCAAACAGGGCACGCCCGAGUACAGUUUGGAAACUUCGGCGGGCAGGGAGGCUGUCCUGUCUAAUCAAAGAGCCGGCUACGGGGACAAUAAAAUUUGCGAAGGAAGCGAGGACAAAGAGAGGCCGGAUCAAACCAACCCCUCUGCCAACUGGCUGCACGCCCGCUCUUCCCGGAAAAAGCGCUGUCCCUACACCAAAUACCAGACGCUGGAGCUAGAGAAGGAGUUUCUGUUCAAUAUGUACCUCACCAGGGACCGCAGGCAUGAAGUGGCCAGACUCCUCAAUCUGAGUGAGAGACAAGUCAAAAUCUGGUUUCAGAACCGGCGGAUGAAAAUGAAGAAGAUGAAUAAGGAGCAGGGCAAAGAGUAAAGAUGACCCCCCCCCACACACACACCCUUCCCCAGCUCACUCUUAUUAUUUAUGUGAUGGUCAAAAAGCCACUGCUGUCUGGGUUGUACCCAAGUGAGUGGGGAAGAGUAUUCCCUCUUUAAAGUCCCUUAUCUGCACCUGGAGCCUGUCUCCUUUCCUUUGCCUGUUUCUCUCUCUCCACUCCCCUGGUGUUAAAAGGAAGUUUUGUUAAGUUAGAAGCUAGCUAUAAUUGGUUCCUAGAAAAGUGAUGAGCCUCGUUCGCUUAAGGAAAGAGACCCUAGUUGAGCUCCUAGGAUCCCUGCUAAUUUUUCUGGAAAACCCCAGCCCCUCUCUUCCAGUCUACCUGUUCCCUCCCUGUAACCUAGCCAGAUGUCACCACCCAGGUACAGUUUAACUGCACACAGCCCAGCCUAUGCCCACAGACACAGAGUUUGGAGUCUACACUCAUCAUUGUGGAGAAAGGAAAUAACACCCUCCAUAAAGACAUUGUUCACCAAACCCAGCAGGGCAGCCCUCAGAUCAGGUUCAUUCUGGUUCUGCCCUGAUCCAAACACACACACUAGGAAGAUGUCUAGAGAUGCCCUCUCAAUGAGGUACUGCAGCCCAAAGUCUCAACAUCCCAAUAUGUAUCCCUAUGGAAUUGCCAGCUAGACCCCAUAUCUGGGGAGGCCUGUGGGCAGAUGUGGCCAGUCCUGUCCCCAAGUUGUCGUGAGCUAGAAAGGGUAAGAAAAAGCAGGGAGUGGUUUUAUGAAGGUACCUUAGUGGAGUCCCCUCGUAUUUUUCCCUGCAGGAAGUGUUUAAUUCUGCAUGUUUUCCUCUCCUUCCAACUAAAGGAGGUCAAAUUGUGGGUUGUAGAGGCCUGACAGUGCUGUUUCCCCAUUCUUACAUUCCUACCCCCAUUUGACAGAAUGUAGCUUUUCUUGCUGACCGCAGUCUUAGAUUCCUCUCCAUCCUCCAACUUUGAAAUCAACUCUCCUUUCCGCCAAACCCAUCUUGCACCAGCAAGACAAGUCUCCCAUUGUAGAAAAAAAAAAAAAAAAGUCCCUUUUCUCUCUGCUAGGUCAACCCCACCAUAGAGAAGGCUGGGUCAGAAGAGUCUGAAAAUUUAUUGUGAAUCAAUUCCCCAGCUCCCUUCCUGAGUAGGCAGUCAGGGCUGGGAGGAGCAAUGGUCUCAGCAAGCGGGGCUAGUGGGUAUCUUUCCAUUUCACCAGUUUCCUGACCCAGGAAGAAGAGAGCCCCUUGGCAUCCAGUCAGAGGUCUAAAGGAAGACUCCCCCAAAGCUCAGAGUGGGGACUUCACCUCCUGCAAAGUCCACUGCGGUAUCCACCCUGUUGCUGGUGCAUGCAAACAGUCCAGUGCGCACAGGAAAGAGGCAAACAUCGCGCCUGCCUCCCCAUCGGGCAGAGGUGGGGUCCUCUCUACCUCCCUGCUCUCCCUGCUUCUCAAUCCCUUCCACCGUUGGACUUUUGUUCCCGCUUCUCCUGACUGCAAAGAGGUCAUUCCAGUAGAACUUUGAAUUUUAUUUUAUUAAUAUUAUUUUUUUUUUGCUUUGUCGGUGGCUGUGGUGACAUUGUGCUUGUGUUUUUGUGAUUUCUUUGGCAAUGAUUUUCAGUUGUUGCUUAUA
Mus pahari (shrew mouse) is the source of this 2472-nucleotide messenger RNA. It is a transcript of the gene Hoxb9, whose product is annotated as homeobox B9. The record is from RefSeq and is a predicted model, not a curated record. Gene Ontology annotation, molecular function: RNA polymerase II cis-regulatory region sequence-specific DNA binding; DNA-binding transcription factor activity, RNA polymerase II-specific. NCBI's taxonomy places the organism in Eukaryota, Metazoa, Chordata, Mammalia, Rodentia, Muridae. Gene Ontology annotation, biological process: embryonic skeletal system morphogenesis; DNA-templated transcription; anterior/posterior pattern specification. Gene Ontology annotation, cellular component: nucleus. The transcript has 2 exons. The coding region runs from base 96 to 848 and encodes 250 amino acids.